This is a messenger RNA of Chironomus riparius, 189 nucleotides long. NCBI's taxonomy places the organism in Eukaryota, Metazoa, Arthropoda, Insecta, Diptera, Chironomidae. The record is from the annotation of a GenBank genome assembly.
AUGUACUCUGAGCACGUCUUUGUAAUAAGUUUAUGUAAGAAACAUUAUGCUCAUCUGAGUACACUUUCUGAGUGCACUCUCAAAUAUACUCUGAUCACGUCUUUGUAAUAAGUUUAUUGCACUCUCAUUAUACUUAAAUUCUCACUCUUAACAAAUAUUUACUUACAAGAAUCUCUAGGUUUAAUUUAA